This is a messenger RNA of Telopea speciosissima, 1265 nucleotides long. Its product is annotated as E3 ubiquitin-protein ligase SINAT2-like. The record is from RefSeq and is a predicted model, not a curated record. Gene Ontology annotation, cellular component: cytoplasm. NCBI's taxonomy places the organism in Eukaryota, Viridiplantae, Streptophyta, Magnoliopsida, Proteales, Proteaceae. The transcript is spliced from 4 exons. Gene Ontology annotation, biological process: multicellular organism development; ubiquitin-dependent protein catabolic process. Gene Ontology annotation, molecular function: protein binding; ubiquitin protein ligase activity; zinc ion binding. Bases 221 to 1126 code for a protein of 301 amino acids.
UUCUGAACAAAACCCAACUUCACUUUCUUCUUUCUUUCUUCAAUCGUGCUUCUCAUGGAUCAUUGAUCGCGGCCAGAUACAAUCAGAUUCAAGAAAUCUCAAAUGGAUCAUGGAAAUCCUUAAAGUUGGGAAAAGCUAGGUCUGAUGGUAUUGGUUCUUAGUUGUUGAGCUAGAAAUAAUUCAGAAUUCGGCAACUGCAAGCAUCACUCGUGGAGGCAGCAUGUGCGACAAAGUUCUUGAUUCUCUUUCUUCGGUUGCAGAUAAUUUUAUGGAUACAAAUGUAGAGAAUAAAAGUGUCCCAUCUAUCAGGCCUACCAUUGCUUCUACUCGAAAGCCUUUGGUAUUGUCAACCAAUGGUGUGCAUGAUCUGCUUGUCUGUCCUAUUUGUACCAGCUCAAUGUACCCUCCCAUUCACCAGUGUCCAAAUGGCCAUACUCUAUGUUCAAACUGCAAGGUUAGAGUGCAGAACCGUUGCCCAACUUGUCGCCAUGAACUUGGUAACAUAAGGUGCUUGGCUUUGGAGAAGGUGGCGGAGUCCUUGGAACUCCCCUGUAGUUACAAUGGCUUGGGUUGUCACGAUAUACUUCCAUAUUACAGCAAGCUCAAUCAUGAACAAAACUGCCAAUUUCGACCAUUCAACUGCCCUUAUGCUGGGUCUGAAUGUUCUGUCACUGGGGACAUCCCAACCCUUGUUGCACAUCUCAAGGAUGAACACAAGGUUGACAUGCAUGAUGGAUGUACCUUCAACCAUCGUUAUGUGAAGUCCAAUCCUCAGGAGGUUGAAAAUGCUACAUGGAUGUUGACUGUGUUCAAUUGUUUUGGUCGACAGUUCUGCUUGCACUUUGAGGCUUUCCAAUUGGGAAUGGCACCAGUAUAUAUGGCAUUCCUUCGGUUCUUGGGUGAUGAAGAUGAGGCAAAGAAAUUCAGUUACAGUCUGGAGGUUGGUGGGAAUAGCCGGAAGGUAACAUGGCAAGGAAUUCCAAGAAGCAUUCGUGACAGUCACAGGAAAGUUCGGGACAGUCAGGAUGGACUGAUCAUUCAGAGGAACUUGGCACUCUACUUUUCUGGUGGUGAUAGGCAGGAGUUGAAGUUAAGAGUGACAGGUCGUAUCUGGAAAGAGCAGUGACAUACAGCUACCAUUAAUCUAAGUUCAUGUAGGAAAGGAAGAUUACAUUAGACCCACUGGAUUGGUGGAUAAUCCAUUUGAGGAUUUGAACAGACAAAUGUUUAUCUAUAAACAGGGUAUAUAGAUAUUGGUUCAAGUU